Molecule: messenger RNA, 1904 nt
Organism: Dreissena polymorpha
Lineage: Eukaryota; Metazoa; Mollusca; Bivalvia; Myida; Dreissenidae
Product: organic cation transporter protein-like
Exons: 10
Coding region: 1-1749 (582 amino acids)
Biological process (GO): transmembrane transport
Cellular component (GO): membrane
Molecular function (GO): transmembrane transporter activity
Source: RefSeq, a predicted model, not a curated record
AUGAAGUACGACGACAUAACUAUUGUUCUCGGAGAGUUUGGGAAGUAUCAGAAGAUUCUGUAUUUUCUCGUCUGCCUUCCUGCCAUCUCGCUCGGCAUCCAAAUGCUUCUGCCCGUCUUUAGUCUUGCGAGCCAAUCCUACAGGUGCUCGUUACCAGGUUCCGGUACCGAUUCAUUUGCUGUUAGAGACAUAGACCAUGCCAUUCGUAUCAACCAAUCGAUUCCAAGGAAAAACCAAGACAGAACCUCAUUGGUCUAUGAAAGCUGCGAAUUUUAUUACACGAAUGAAAACACGACUUACAAUGAGUUCAAUGUGCCUAUCAAUGCCAGUGUUGUGUCGUGUAAUUCAUGGGUUUAUGACCAAUCGACCUUCCAGAAAACUGUAAUAACAGAGUUCGACCUUGUCUGCGGUCAGGAGCUGGCAAGGGCUAAUGCCAACAUGGCUAUCAUGGCCGGGUUGCUUGUUGGAUCUUUAGAGGAUGCAGAUCCCAAGGAUCUCAGGGGUAGCUCUGAUCCUUUCCAAGUCGACAAAGAGAGCUCUUAUUUGCUGGAAGGCGCAUGGAUCACGGGUGAUGGCAGCCACUUUCCAUACACAGACCAAGAGGAUCAACGUGAACCUAACACAGUGCUACACACGACAGAAAAUACCAACAUGAUAGCGAAUAUCUCACCUCGACUGGGUCUGAUCAUCGACAGAGGGAAUAUCCUGUUCAUGGACAACGCAUCCAACGACACACCUACCACAGUCCAAGGCAUGGAAUUGGUGGGUCCGUCUUACCGUGUUGCAGCAGGUGUCAUUGUCGAGUUCUUCUGGUGUACCGGGCUUUUUAUCCUUUGCCUCGUCGCUUUCUUUGUCCGUUCAUGGAACUACCUUCAACUCGCCAUGGCUUGCCCGACGGUUCUGUUACUCCUGUUGUAUCGGUUGCCCGAGUCACCGCGAUGGCUGAUGUCUAAAGGGCGGUUCGAGGAGGCAAGGGUAGUGUUACAGAAAUGUGCCAAGGUCAAUGGUGUUACUUUACCAGACGACAUCGUUGGCAAUGAUACCUUGGAAACAGGGGAGUCUCACAGCGUCUUGAAAAUACUGACAGUGCCCAGACUGCUUGUCCGGACUCUGAUCAUCUAUUUAAACUGGAUAGUUGUGAACAUGGUCUACUACGGCCUCAGCUUAAAUGUUGGAAAUCUAAGUGGCGAUAUCUACGUAAACUUCGCCAUCAACAGCUUUUUUGAGUUCGCUGCCUACGGCAUGUGUCUUCUGCUGCUAAACAGGGUUGGCCGGAAGUGGCUGCACUCAGGCUCAAUGAUCCUCGGCGGCGCUGCAUGUCUGUCAACCAUAUUCACAGUUCUUUACGCAAACGAAAAUCAGCAUUGGAUCACUGUCAUGUUAGCUAACAUUGGUAAGUUUGGCAUAUCGGCUGCGUUCGGCAUCAUCUAUGUCUGGACGGCUGAACUCUUCCCGACCGUGGUGAGAAGUUCUGGUGUAGGUUCAAGCACCAUGAUGGGCAGAGUGGGCAGCAUGCUGUGUCCAUACAUCGUAGAAAUUGGCACAAUUAUAAAAGGCGAUUUCGGAAAGGCGCUAGCGCUGAUUAUAUUCGGAAGCAUGGCUUUUAUCGCCGGCUUGCUGUCGCUUCUACUUCCGGAGACCCGGGGUACAGUGCUUCCGGAGACCAUCAAGGAUGCGGAGAAUUUCGGUCGAAUUAUGAAGCCCCCUGUAGCUGACAUUGUUUUGCAAGAUGAUGAGACGGGACUCUGAUAGCGCUUACGAAAUCCGUUGGCGCCAUCGCCCAUUUAUGGAUUGAUUUUAUGUCUAUAGUCGACCAGACAAUUUCAAUGAUGCGUCAACACGAUUAUGAUAACGCUACAGCACGUCGAUGACACAGUAGUACGAUGGCUCUAACGCGACAAUAC